Molecule: messenger RNA, 5575 nt
Organism: Sander lucioperca (pikeperch)
Lineage: Eukaryota; Metazoa; Chordata; Actinopteri; Perciformes; Percidae
Gene: ralylb
Product: RNA-binding Raly-like protein
Exons: 9
Coding region: 1007-1870 (287 amino acids)
Cellular component (GO): nucleus
Molecular function (GO): RNA binding
Source: RefSeq, a predicted model, not a curated record
ACACACAACCAGCUCAGUCAUAACUGUGGGAUGAUAGGGACUACCUCUUUUUUACUUUUGGAGAGAGCCAAGCCGUUAGGAGAGCAUUCAGCAUCAGCUGUUCAACACUGGUCUCUCAUUGCUGGACGUCGGGGCUGAAUCAGUCACAUGACAGAACUGGAGGCAGAGAUCUAGAGAAAAGGCACAGCAUUUCGGCUUGCACCGCCAUACUGUAUUUUGAGCCAUAUCACAUUUUUAUUGCAACAUUUUACUCCCGCUCGGUGAGUACAUUUCCAAUGGCUUUUUUGUAAGCAUUUUUUGUCUUUUUAAUUGCCCCCCUUUUUUUUUAAUUUUUCUCUCUUUUGCUGGUGUUUGAAUUGAGCAUUGACAUGGUGGUUUUGAGCGUUUUUCACAUCCAGGCUUCAAGUUUUUAGCAUGCAGUUAUUCUGAUCCAGAGUGCCAAGAGGGUAAUCGGUGCGUUAUCGGGUCUUGAGAAAGCCUUUACUUGCUUGCAGUUUUGUUUCGAGGGUCGAAACCAAGCAGCUUUUGUCAGUAUUGAGAUUUUUCAAACAAUUUAUUGGUGGUUUUGAAACAUUUUUAUUUUUUUGUUUCUGUCGACUUUUGCUGUUGCUAUGCUUUGGUUUGCAUUUUGCAGUGUUGUUUGUUGCCUUCGAGUUUUGUGAUUUUGGUGUGUCGGUGAAUGUCACCGAUCAACCCCUUUGCUUUUACUUUUCUUUAUAAAAAAAAAGGAGUCAUUUUUAAAGCCCGAUGACGUUUUAACGUGAUACUUUUCUUGCAGCUGAGCUCUCAGGUUUGUUGUUUUUGUGUUUCUCUCUUUUUUCGAUUUCAUUAUACUUUUGCUGGUGGCAGUGUCAAGUAUUUUUUGGAUGUUAUCGUUUUUCGACUAGAUGAUGCUGGGUGGACGAGGGGAGUUUUGAUUCUUGGGGGAGUUCAAUGCGUUUUUGUUUUCGGUAUCAACGAGGAUGAACAGACAUUUUCCCUUUUGCAGGAGGGCAACUGGAGGAGAAUGACUGGUAAACUCCAGACCAGCAACGUGACCAACAAGAAUGACCCGCGCUCCCUAAACUCCAGAGUCUUUAUCGGCAACCUCAACACAGCCAUCGUCAAGAAGACCGACAUAGAGGUCAUCUUCGCCAAGUACGGCAAGAUAGUGGGUUGCUCUGUGCACAAAGGUUACGCCUUCGUACAGUAUUUAAACGAGAGGAACGCCCGGGCAGCUGUGGCGGGAGAAAACGCCCGUAUCAUCGCUGGACAGCCUCUUGACAUAAACAUGGCAGGCGAACCCAAGCCAUACAGGCCCAAAGCUGGCUCCAAACGGCCGCUGUCAGCUGUUUAUAGCGGUUAUGAAUUUGAUUACGAGUACUACAGGGAUGAUUUUUACACCAGGCUUUUUGACUACCAUGGCAGAGUGCCCCCCCCACCAAGAGCCGUGAUCCCUGUCAAACGCUCCAGGGUGCUCGCUCCAUCCUCCCGCCGCGGGAAGACCUCCUUCCCCAUAAAAACAUCCUCGUCUUCCUCCUCUUCAUCCUCCAGACCUCCCUCAUCCGGGCUCAAACUGAAGACGGACCAGCUUCAGACUAUUAAACGGGAGCUCACUCAGAUCAAGUUGAAGAUUGACUCUUUGCUGGGACGCCUGGAGAAGAUCGAGAAGCAGCAGAGAACCGAGUCCGCUCAGAGAAAGUACGAGGACAACUGUGAUUCCCUGCAUGAGGAGUCUGUGUCCGAGACGGCCGAAAACUCGGUGGAGGAGGUUGGCGAGGGGGUGCUGGAUGUGGAGGCAGGAGAGAUGACCGAUGGCGGCGAGGACGACUACGACGAGGAGGGCAGCCACCAUCUGAUAGAGAACCAUGUAUCGGAUGUUGACAACUGAGAUCAGGAUGAGGCAGCAGACACCCCUGGUCGGUGGUAUUAGAAUUCAUCAUCACCUUCAAGAGACAGAACAGGAUCUCUGAGGGAUCAAGACUUUCAUUCUGGACUGUAAGUUGUGUUCAAGUGAUGCUGAAUCACAUUUAGAUGCCCAACUGUGAAGCACAAACCAAAUGUGAUGUGCUCUCUAAAGAAAAUGUAUUCAAGACCUAUUUUAAUUCAUUGGCCUGAUUUCACCUCAUGGAUAUUCUGUGCAACUUAUUUAUUCAUUGCAAGAGGCUAACCACAUCAUUCGCUAAUCCUGUUCCUGAAAAAAAGAAAAAAAGAAGGGAAUGAAAUGAAGGCUUUUAUUCAGAUCAAUAAAUUGAAUUACAUUGAAAAAAGGGAACAUGACAUUGUUGAUCAAAAGAUGCUGCUUUUUUUACAUGUGUUUGCAAUGUACAAUUUACAAUGUUUUUCAAUGAAUUUCUGUUAUGCUCAAAAAUGAAAUUAAUAAAAAACAGUCAGAACAAUCUGCGAUCGCAGUAUGAUAUUCACAAAAUGAAACAUCGGUGCCGUCUGGUUCGGAUUUGACUCAUGCAUAAGCCAGUAGCUGUGAGCCACAACUUUAUCCAGCUUUAUCCAUUUAUCACACAAAUGCCCUGUGGGGCCGUUCCAUCAUAUAUUCCAACACCUGCCAAGUUUCAGAAGCAGAAAGGGCUUCCUGUGGUAGAGAGCCAACAUUGGCACAGGCCUCCUGCCAGGGAGCAGUGCUCCAACGUCGCUACUCCCUGCUCAGCCUGUGUAUCCCAACAUGCAGUGCUGCUGUUCAGAAGCCAACGCCCUUUCUCUUUCUCCUCUACUAUCUGCCUAUGGAUUCUGCAUUGAUACUGUCUUAUGUAGGCAAGAGAGCGAGGCAAGGUUUUUUAAAUUAUAUAUUGAGAUGCCUUGAUUUUAUCUAAGGAUGUGAUUCAGAUUGCUUACAUUUCUAAAUAAAUAUGGAAUAAUAUGACAUGACACAAUGGCUAAUGCUGCCUUAACACAACCUAAAUAAGUGGGGAGACGAUUCAAAACUGUAUCCCAUUACUCGUUUAAUAAAUUACCCAUAAAAGUCAAUAAUAAAGUGAAGUGCAUACUGUGGUCAGAUGAAGCUGAACUAGCCAGAAUUUGAUUUUUAAUUAACCUGAUUAUAAAUACAUUGCAAAGUGAAUCAACCAAUGACUGGAUGUCAGCAUGGUCUACUGUUAAUUAUUCACUUCAUGUUUGCCCAUUUUUCCCCGAAUAUGUAACGGAAUAAAUUCACUCCAAACAACGACACAGGCAUGUUUGUUGUCUCAAGCUUUUAAUCUUCCUUUAAAGCCAAUCCUCAGAAAGAGAUAGGUGUUGGGAACUGCAGCUAAUAUUCAACAGCUGCUGAAUUCACAUUCAGCUGGCACACCUGGUAUGUAUUAGCUGUAGAUCGCGGUUGUCUGCACAAACUGCAGGAGCUAGCAAGGCUAGUGGGCUAACAACAACAUUCAUCAAAGCUGCAAAUUACACAGCGUCUUAUCAAACACUUUGUUAGGCUCAUUAACCUGUAGCGUUGUCCUUGCACUCACUGCAGCCAAGCAACAUCUCCCGUUUCUGCUGCUUGUAUAACUUCACUACUGUGUUGAACUCUCUUUUGCUUCAAUUCACACUCGGAAGCAUGAGCAUGACCACACCUUAACUCCCCCUGAGGGUGUUUUAAAGUAUGAAAGCAGACAGACCUCUUGUCAUUGGAAUAACUUUAUACUGAAUAUCAGUAGAAGUCCUGAAUUGAUGUAAAAGUUGAAUCAUGUGAUUCAGUGCUGUUAUUAGUUUAAUGAGUUGUUUUACCCAAAUAAAAAAAAUUAAAAUUGUUGACUAGUCAAGCAGUUAGUUGUGGUUUUAUUUGCACAGGUUUUGAGAUAUGGACUCUUAAGAAUUGCAGUCACCCCAGUACUGGAAGCAUUAAAAAAAAAAUCAUCAUUCAUCAUGAAGAAUUCAAUUCAAUGUCACAAUUACUCUGGGAAAUCCACACAUGCCUCUGUAGAUAUUUUAAAGCUGGGGUAGGCAGUUUUCUGGAAAAAGGGCACAAAAAACCACCAGCCCUCCCUUGCAGUAACCCGUGAGAAUUUGAGUCAUUCAUUUCAACCCACCCUGAUCAUGAUUGUGAUCCCUAUGCCGUUAUAUACCUAUGAGAAUGUCGUCCUGUUUUCUUUUUAAAGCCCUUUGAGAUGACAUGCUGUGAUUCGAGGCUCUAGCUAGCUACGUAAACAUUAAUUUGAGUUAGUUGCAGCCGUGAGCCUUUGGCUACGGUUAGCAGAAGGCUAAGCCAUUUAUCAACAUCUUCUCUUCAUCUCUGAAACGCUUCGUUGAUAUUGACUUAUGUUUUAUUGCGUUUAAUGUCAGACUCUCAUUUUGAGAAGUCCCAUCUGUUUCCCCGUCUGUUCCUUUUUUGAGUUGCUUUGCAGUGUAGGCAGUUGUUGCCAAUACUGGAAUAGCAAGUUUUUUUCUGCAGGAUUUUCCACCGUUGAAUCUGGCUUUUACCAUCUGAAGGGAUGUGCACACGCAUCUGCAUUUGUAGAACAGCCAAUAGGAAUGUACUCUCUCUGUAAUGAUCUGUUAUUGGCUAAAGUCUGCUGUCACGAGCUAGAUUUUCUAAAGCAUGAAAAUGGAGUCAAGAGGAUGUCCUACAGUUUUCUCUUAGACCAAUUAUAUAUUAUGGAAUUUUUGCUCAAUGAUGCCAAAAAAAACUGCCUACCCCAUCUUUAAUUAAUCUUGGGUUGGAAAUAGUUACCAUGAAAACUGUGGAUUAAUAAUCCAGAAUAAUGUUUUUUUUAUAUUGAAUGUUGCAAUGUUUUCAACACCAUAAACCAAACUCUUUUCACCCCUAUUGUACCUUAUUAGCACAAAACCUGAGAAAAUAAAACCAAACCUCCAGGGUAAGUAAGAAAAUAUUGUUUUGUGAUUUGAUUGAACUGACCCUUUAAACAGAGAAUUAAAAUGAAAUGUGAAGGAAAGGUCGCCUUGCACAAUUUCAUAAACACAACGGUCAAACUUGGCAGUGCUGCCUGAAAAAAAUACAUUAGAAAAAUGUCUGUCCUGCAGCUCAUUCAAAAUAAGUGUAAUGUUGAAUGAUAACGUGUAAUCUUUAGCACUAUUUUUGUAUCCAAAAACGUGUAAGGGAAAUGGCUCUGCUACAUGUUUAUCUUUUUUGCUGUUAGCCUGUUAUUUAAUGAGCAGUAUGGUGAUGUGUCAACUAUUUUGCUUAAGUACUAAAAAAAAACUCAUUGCUUUUAACUGUUGUAAUUUAUAUGGGUCACUUUAAAACAUGUCUGGCUCAACACUCACUUUUAGUUUGCACUGUAAAUAGUCCUUCUUUUGUUUAUUUCAAAUACCAAAAGACUGAAAGAGACAUUUUAUUAAGUUUAAAAUAAUGCUGAAACAAUAUACUGACAGUUUGUUGGAGUCGUUGCAGGUGUUAACCAGAAUUGUGGGGCUUGUAGAGAUAGUGUAACUGACAACUGUUGUAUAGAAAUGUACAUUUUUUUGUAAAGAUAUUUUUAUCAAAAGGCAUGUUUACUGUAACUUUGUAUUUUCAGUUCAUGUAUAAAAAAAAAAAAAAAAAAAAGUAUAUUCCAACUGUUGUAAGGCUAGAAAACUCAUCGUCAUUGUACAUAACUAUUUGUGUUCUUAUCAGUCAAUAAAAUGUUUGUGUCAUGUUUAA